This is a messenger RNA of Elgaria multicarinata webbii, 1167 nucleotides long. Its product is annotated as zinc finger protein 300-like. The coding region runs from base 110 to 1051 and encodes 313 amino acids. Gene Ontology annotation, cellular component: nucleus. Gene Ontology annotation, biological process: regulation of transcription by RNA polymerase II. The record is from RefSeq and is a predicted model, not a curated record. Lineage: Eukaryota; Metazoa; Chordata; Lepidosauria; Squamata; Anguidae. The transcript has a single exon. Gene Ontology annotation, molecular function: DNA-binding transcription factor activity, RNA polymerase II-specific.
UCUAAUCCUCCAAAGUAAAUCUUGUAUCUUGUGUUUUUUCUUUAUCCCAGCAGGUGAGGGUAGAAGAAAGCAGUCAUGUGGAGCACAAUUUAGUCAGAAACCAGUUUUCAUGACCCAUGAGAGAAUCCAAGCAGAAGAGAAAGCAUAUAAAUGUGUUGCAUGUGGGAAGUGUUUUUCUCGGAAGUCACGUCUCGUGAGCCACCAGAGAGUUCACACAGGAGAGAAACCUUAUGAAUGCUUGGAGUGUGGGAAAUGUUUUGCUCAGAAAUCAGUUCUCGUGACCCACGAGAGAGUCCACACAGGAGAGAAACCGUACGAAUGCUUGGAGUGUGGGAAGGGUUUUGCUGAUUCUUCAGCCUUUGCAAAACACCAGAGAGUCCACACAGGAGUGAAACCUUAUAAAUGCUUGGAGUGUGGGAAAUGUUUUGCUCUGAAACCCCAACUUAUGGUCCACCAAAGAGUCCACACAGGGGAAAAACCCUAUAAAUGCUUGGAGUGUGAGAAAUGCUUUGCUUUGAAAUCAAAACUCAUGGUGCACCAGAGAGUUCACACAGGGGAGAAACCUUAUAAAUGCUUGGAAUGUGGGAAGAGUUUUGCUGAUUCAUCAGCCUUUACAAGACAUCGGAGAGUUCACACAGGAGAGAAACGCUAUAAAUGCUUAGAAUGUGGGAAAAGUUUUGCUCUGAAAUCACAUCUUAUGAACCACCAGAGAGUCCACACAGGAGUGAAGCCAUAUAAAUGCUUGGAGUGUGGGAAGUGUUUGGGUGAUCCAUCAUCUUUUGCAAGACACCAGAGAAUCCACACAGGGGAGAAACCCUAUAAAUGCUUGGAGUGUGGGAAAAGUUUUGCUCGAAAAUCAUACCUUAUGAAUCACCAGGGCGUCCACACAGACAAUACACUGGGGGCUAAAUCCUACCCCUUUGGUGCCCAAAUCCAGCCCUCCAGAGUUUCCCAGAUGGGCCCAUCUCUUCCCCUGGACCCACCACCUUUGCUCCAACCACUGAUGAUUUUGUGGCUUCCUGGCUUUUCUACAGUUUCUCACCCGUUGUAAAAGGGUGAAAUUCCUUUUCUGAGACUUGGUUCUUGGCAGCAAGAUUUUUAAGAUACAAUAUGUUGAUAUCAAAGACUCGUAGAACAGUUGAAUUGGAAGGGGCCUAUAAGGCCAUC